Messenger RNA from Cyprinus carpio (common carp), 4070 nucleotides. RefSeq lists its product as uncharacterized. Gene Ontology annotation, molecular function: protein binding. The record is from RefSeq and is a predicted model, not a curated record. NCBI's taxonomy places the organism in Eukaryota, Metazoa, Chordata, Actinopteri, Cypriniformes, Cyprinidae.
UUGGCUCUGCUGAAUAGACCAGUAAACACCGAUCUGCUCUCUAAAACCGCUGGGGUUUGGAUGUUCAGAAGUAGCCCACUGAAACGGGCAGGGGGGAGUUGGAAGUUAGAGGAUCGAGUGCAGAGGAGCCUCAGUGCGGAGAACAGCCAACCUAAAUUAAGGUUACAAUUAUCCUACUAGACCCUGGAGGGAUGUGUCGAUACAGAAGGAAUUAAUGAAGGAGCAAAGCGAUUAAAAACAUUCGGGUCUUGUCUCAAGACAUGCUCGUCGUCUUUCUGAGCACGAUGUUAGAGGACAUUGUGCAGAAGUGAGAAACUGCGAAUCGAGAUGGACAGAGACCUGGAGAGCUAUGACAAAGCUGCCAUGCAUAGGCUAUAUCGUGAGGGAAGCGGGCUUUUGGAAGUGUGACGUCUAAAUGUAUCUUCAACAAACACAAAGCCCAACAUAGAUACCAACCUGAAAACAUUGGUUAUGAGAACUGGCACUAUAAAAGUCCCUUGGAAGGAGGUAAGAUGUUCAUGGAUCUGUGUGGCCAGUGGGGCGCAUGGACAGUCCUGCUGUUGUGGUGCGUAAACCUAUCGGCUGCUGACCUCACAUGCCCACAGAAAUGCACUUGUUACCAUGACACUUUGGAGGUCAACUGCUCCUCAAGACACCUGACGGGUGUGCCUGAGGGGUUACCAAGCAAUGCCAAACGCUUAGAUCUUUCAAUAAACCAGCUGAAAACACUGGCCAAGCGUCAGUUCUCCAGCCUUUCAAAGCUAGAGGACCUGGACCUAAGUGAGAACACAAUCUCUAUGAUUGAGGUGGAAACAUUUCAGGGGCUAAAGAACCUGCGAUACUUGAGAAUUAAGAACAACCGUCUCAAGAUCCUCCCGGUUGGGGUCUUCUCCGGCCUCUCCAACCUUCGACGUCUGGAUAUCAGUGAGAAUGAGAUCCUGGUUUUUCUGGAUUACACAUUCCGGGACAUGAUUAAUUUACAGCAGCUUGAUGCAGGAGAAAACGACCUGGUGUUUAUCUCGCAACGGGCAUUUGUUGGGCUUCAGGCAUUGAAGGAGUUGAACGUGGACCGCAGCAAUUUGACCUCUAUCCCCACCGAGGCUCUGUCGCAACUUCAGAGCUUGACCAAGCUGCGCCUGCGCAAGCUGACCAUAAGCGUGCUGCCUAACAAUGCUUUUCGCCGACUGCACCAGCUGCGCACCUUGCAGAUCCUCCACUGGCCUUCUCUCGAGACGUUAAAUAGCAACAGCUUGGUUGGUCUGAACCUUACCACCUUAAUUUUAAGCAACUGCAACCUCAGCGCCGUACCUUAUGCUGCGCUGCAUCCUCUCACCUACCUGCAGUACCUUGACUUGUCCUACAACCCCAUCACCUCCAUACAGGGUAACCUUCUUGUGGAGCUUCUGCGGCUCCAAGAGUUGCACUUGGUAGGUGGGAACCUGCUACGUAUUGAGUCGGGUGCCUUCAGGGGUCUGGUCCACUUUCGCCUGCUCAAUGUGUCUUCGAAUCGUCUGUCAACAUUGGAAGAAAGCGUCUUCCACUCCGUAGGGAACUUGCAGACACUGAGGCUGGACCGAAACCCAUUGGCUUGUGACUGCAGGCUACUCUGGGUCAUGCGACGUCGGCGACGGCUGGAUUUCGAUGGCCGCCAACCCACCUGUUCAGCUCCAAAUCAGCACAAGAAGGCAUUUCGUGAUUUUUCAGAGGCUGAUCUCACAGUUGUAUUUACUUGCAGACAAGCGCAGAUUCUGAACCGCCAGCAGCAGGAUGCGAGUGUGGUGGAGGGCAUGAGUGUACGGUUUGACUGCAAAGCAGACGGCUAUCCAUCGCCUUCUAUUACUUGGCUGUCAGCCCAGCAGACUGCACUUAGCUCUGUUGGGAGAGUACGAGUGCUUGCUAACGGGAGCUUGGAAGUCCGUUACAUCCAAGUACAGGACAGUGGAAUGUAUCUAUGUACUGCAUCUAAUGCAGCAGGUAAUGACAGCAUCUCCGUGAAUCUGAAAGUGGAGGGGCUUCCACAAAACCGCACAGCAUCGUAUUUCUCAGACGAGGGAUGGAUGGAAACUUCAUUACCUCCUUCUACCAACUCGUCUGCACGGGUGUCAAGUCCUUACCCCUUUGAUGCUAAAACCCUCAUCAUUGCUACCACCAUGGGAUUUCUUUCUUUCCUCAGCUCUGUGGCGAUCUGUUUUGUGUUUAUGUUCUUUUGGAGUCAGAGCAAAGGUCAGAUAAAACACACUGCCACUAUAGACUUUGUGCCAAGAUCAUCCAUGGGUGGAGGUGGAGAUGGUGGGGACACUGGAAGAUUCACAAUGAAGCUUAUUUAAGCUGGAAUAGAGAAUUCAUGGUCAUGGUUACAAUUAGUUGAGCCUUUAAAACUGUAAAUCUCAAAGUGGAGCAAUUGCUCAUACAUAAUGCAGAUUGCCAACACAGCAAGGUACAAAGCCUUAUAAUAACAUAACAAGUCUGAUCGACAACAAUGUAAAUAGGCAUAGUAAAUCAACUUUAAUAAAUAAUAAUAAUCUCAUUCAUAUUUUGCAAGCCUGAUUGACAUCAAUGUAAGUAGGUAACUUAACUCUUUAUAAUAAAACAUUUUAGUGGAGAAGUAAGGUAGCCACUAUAAUCUGUAAUAAAGUCUGUAAUAUUGCUGAGCAAUGCCACAGUCUGAAGACAAACAAUCAACAAAUAUGCUUAUAGUCUGACAGUAAUAAUUAAUUUUCAAAAAUUAAUAAUAAAUAAAUGUAAAAAGAAAAUAAAUAAUAUUUAUUUAAUAUUAACUAGUAUUAAUAGUAAAUUCUAUUUAAAAUGCAAUGCAUAAAUAUAAUAUAGUGUGUAAAGGAAUUAUUUAAAUAUUAUAAUAUUCCACUAUUAAAUAAUUAAAUAUCUGUUGGAUAUUAUUGUGGUGUGCUCUUGAUUUGGUGUGUUAUUGCUUGAUAUUUUUAGGCUCACGGCUCUUAGUAUAAUGAAUAAAAUCUCUUCCUUUGUGAGGGCUCUGGUACAGAUAGCCUUUAGAGAUAUUCAUUUCACUGCCAAAUUAAACCAGAGCAGGCCAUGCAUUUGACAACACCUACAAUGCAGUUUUAGAUUUUGUAACUUUUUGUUGCACAAAUAUAUAACCCAUAGAACUAUGUAUGUUGCUGUAGAAGUCUUAACAGACUAUAAACGCCUAUUGUAGUUUGUAGCAUUACAACACAAAAUAAGUAAACUAAUACGUUUUUUAAAAGUGAAGGAUUUUAAAUGGAUAAGUUAAUGACUGAAAUGCAUUACUGUAUUACAUAUUGUGUGUCAUAUUGUACAUUACAGCUGUUAUUCUUAUAGGUUGCAGUAAGAUUACAAACAUUCUGCAGGGUCAUUCAGAAAUGUCUUUUGUGACUCUUUUUUUUGUCUUUCAUUUUUUACCAACAUCAAGUGAUGUGGCUAUGCACAAAUGUCAUGACCACACAUGGUUAUUUGCUUUGCAAUUUAUGUAAUGUAUUUAAGUUAUUUUCCAAAUUUUGAUGUUUUUGUUAAUGCAUUUGUAAAUUAUCAUAUUUUGCAUUGGAUUAUUAAAGACUAUGCAAGUCUGCUUGUUCAGAAAGCCAUCUUGUCUUGCCAUCUUUACUCCAUAGUCUUCCAUUUUAAACCUCCUCAUUAAAAAUUCAAAUUCAUUUCUAGGUAAAAUUAAUUUGAGUCCUGAAAGUCUGAACAAUUUGCAGGGUUCAUUAAUACAGUUGACAGCUGUAAUUUUAAAUGACAUUAUGAUCAUACCUCUUUGUUACUCUGGUGUAUGCAGUAUAAAAUAGUCCAGAUGUAAGCUCCAUCUGUUUCAUCAAUGCAGCACCUAUAACCUUGAGUGGCUGCAGUUUUUCUUUAGCUCAUCUGAUCGUGGAGGAUAGAUGACAUGAGAUGUAAAGGUGGUGUCAGGAGAGAAGAAUCUGCAUAAUUAUCUGCAUCAGUCACUGUCUUGUUUGUUAAACAGAGAAAUAAUUCCCCUCUGCUGCCUCUCAUCUGAUUACCAACCAUUUAAGUUUGAUAUUACAGUGUUUAUGCCAUUUUUUUCAGUAUAAUAAUAAAGUGAAAUUGAUCUGUGA